Penicillium verhagenii is the source of this 315-nucleotide messenger RNA. RefSeq names its product Dabb family protein. The transcript has 2 exons. The record is from RefSeq and is a predicted model, not a curated record. Lineage: Eukaryota; Fungi; Ascomycota; Eurotiomycetes; Eurotiales; Aspergillaceae. Bases 1 to 315 code for a protein of 104 amino acids.
AUGGCACCCAUCGAGCGCAUCACUCUCUUCAAGAUCCCCAACGACGCGGAUGCGGAUCGUCUGCUUGAGCAGUAUAAGAUUUUGGCAAAGACCGCUACCAAGGACGGAAAGCCCUAUAUUGUCGCUGCCGCUGUCGGCAAGUCCAUCGCCGAUCCUCGCAACCGAGGCUUCAACAUCUCCGUGAAGACAACCUUUGCCUCAAUGGAGGAUAUGAAGUACUAUGAUUCGGAAUGCGAGGCACACAAGGCGCUCAAGGCGCUUGUUGCGCCUAUCAAGGAGGAUGUGAUGACUACUUUCUACGAGAACGUGCUUUAA